GUGACGAGCCCCUCCUUUCGGUGAGUUGUUGAUGCGGCUUUACUGGAGUGGGAGAGGCGCGACGGUCGGAGGAGGCAUGUCUGCGGUUCUAAUACAUUGAAAUGCUCUUCAGUGUUCCUUGAUUUGGUGAAUGACAGCAGGUGAGGGUUGGGAAGAAGGAUGACAAUGGCGCAUGUUGGAGCAGUGGUUGCUGCGAUCACUGCUGUGAUGGCCAUUCUGCUUCACUCCUCCAUACACAAGAUUGAAGAAGGCCAUUUAGCAGUUUAUUACAGAGGUGGGGCUUUGCUCACCGGUCCUAAUGGCCCAGGCUAUCACAUCAUGCUGCCUUUCAUCACCACCUACAGAUCAGUGCAGACUACGCUUCAAACAGAUGAGAUAAAAAAUGUGCCUUGUGGAACAAGUGGAGGUGUCAUGAUCUAUUUUGAUAGAAUUGAGGUGGUCAACAUGCUGGUGCCAUCAGCAGUGGUGGACAUUGUGAGGAAUUACACUGCUGAUUAUGACAAGACACUAAUAUUCAACAAAAUCCACCAUGAGCUAAAUCAGUUCUGCAGUGUUCACACACUACAAGAAGUGUACAUCGAGCUGUUCGAUAUAAUCGAUGAAAACCUGAAGACUGCUCUGCAGAAGGAUCUGAAUUCCAUGGCUCCAGGUCUCACUAUCCAGGCAGUCCGUGUUACCAAGCCUAAAAUCCCUGAAGCCAUCCGGAGAAACUUUGAGCUGAUGGAAGCUGAAAAGACCAGACUACUUAUCACAGCACAGACCCAGAAAGUUGUGGAAAAGGAGGCUGAGACGGAGAGAAAGAAGGCUAUCAUUGAGGCUCAAAAGGUGGCUCAAGUGGCUGAGAUCCAGUUCAAGCAGAAAAUCAUGGAAAAGGAGACGGAGAAGAAGAUAUCUGAAAUAGAAGAUGCUGCGUUCGUGGCCAGAGAGAAAGCUAAAGCAGAUGCUGAGUUCUACACAGCAGCGAAGUCUGCUGAGGCCAAUAGGCUGAAGCUGACACCAGAGUAUCUGGAGCUCAUGAAAUAUCAGUCCAUUGCUGGCAACAGCAAGAUCUACUUUGGCCAGGACAUUCCAAACAUGUUUGUCGACAACAGUGCCUCUCCCUCAACCAAAAGGGCUGACUCAUCGGAACAGUUGGAGUCUUUAACCCAAGCUGAGAAACCCAGGAAAGCAACUGGGCAAAAAGCAGGCUUCGAGCGCCACUGAGAGGCCCGCCCAGGGCUUCUCCUCUGUCGCUGUCUGUCUGUGUCUCUGGGGCUGGGACUGCUUGCGUGGCAUGAUGGCAUCGAUUCUUUUCUGCUGGGGGCUCGAAACUAACUGUUCAGUUAGUCAUCCGACUUAAGGGCGCUGAUUAACAAAGAGGCUGUGUUUUGCUCUCAGUGGCCUGUGGUUUGGGGUAGGGCUUAAAUGUCUUAACAAGAGACUAAGAUCUAUAAAGUGCGCUAAUGAAUCAGUGAUGCAGCUGUGAUCACACAGCAUGCAUUUCCCACCUUUACUUCCUUUUGCCCUUUUGUUUAUUUGUGGUUUGAUAUGUGAAGAAUUUGCAUCUUGACAAAUUUUGUGUUCAUGUAACUGGAAUUCUAAGGCUUCAUACUAAAUGAGUCGGGGGGAAAUAGUUGAUUCAUGCAGCUAUAAGAGAUUUUUUUUUUGUUUGCCAAUAUUUAGCUUAUGUCUUUCUUAACAAAACACUGAGGUCCUAAUGCAAAGCCCCACUUAGUCUAUAAAACCAGUCAUACAACACCUCCUUGGUGAUUAUAGGCCCAUAUUAACCACAGUUAGAUGGUGUUCAUCAGUGAAUUGAAAUUGUGUACAUACAGUUUACAUUUGACUUAGUUGGUUCUGUGACUGAAUUUUUUGCAUUGUUUUCACCUGAUCUGUAAAUUGGGAAUCCACAGAUUAUUGUAAAUGUUUUAUAGUACUUGGCUUUGUUCCUGUGCAAGUUGUAUUGUGGGUGGUCAUUGAAUUGUGAAAGAACCGUUUUGAAGUUUAUAUUCAGUUGAUUUUCAGAGCAUGGGCCAGGAAACCCAACAUGCCAUUUGCUGCUGUGAUUAAAACGCCUCUAUUUUAGUCUUACUUUGUGUACACAGCAUGACUUAUGUGCAGAAUGAUGACCUCUGGUAGUCCAGCAGGAACCUACAAAGGGAAUUUAAAUAAGGGCUUUGUAUCUGGAAAAUUAAAAAUAACUAAUGGAACUAACGACCUAACGAAGGGCUAUGAAAUUAUCCUUGGGUAUCAAUUAAGAGACUUCUCUGACCUGUGAAUAUGAGGUAAAAAACAUUUUGAACUCACACUUAUGUUUAUCACCACUAGGGGGAGCACAUGUUCUUCACUAAUAACAGACUGGAGGGAAAAUACUAAUUGAGCCUGAAGUACAAAGAACACUGUUUUGGCUUUGUUAGAUUUAGAUAGUUUUAGUUUUCUUAUGUGAGUAGUUAGUCCGCAUUUAAUGAGAUGCCAUAAGCACUUACAGUGGUUAAUGGCUAGAACAUACUAAGUGUCUAGGUGCUAAUUCUCAGGAAAGAGACGCGCAGGUUGAGUUUACCAAAAGUAUCUUUUCAAGUCUUCUACAUUUUCAGUAGUUUUGAGGGUUUCAGGAUUUUCUGCCUGGUUGAUUAGUCUAACUUGGCUCGGUUUUUAGGACUUUUUCCCCCUUUCGGUUUGUUUAAAAGAAACCUUUCUUAGGUGAUUCAUCAGGCCUGUAACGGCAUUCAGAUGUGUAAUGCCCUUUUUGUUAAGCACUUCUUUGCAUUCAACCUGUUUUCUCUCAGUUGAUGUGGGUUAGAUCAAAGAGCUGAGGAUUCAUCCAGUCCCUGUCAUUAAUUCCAAAAUAAGUGUUUGCCGUUCAUGUGGGCUUCCUUCUCUGCUGUAUAACAUUUAACUUUUCCCUUGUGAUUUUAAAGUACAUAUUCUUAAAGGUUGGGAAAUGGGCUCAUAAUAUUAUUAACAAUUUUAAGGGAAAAUUGAUUAAAUGACUUAUGUGAUUAAAUGUUUAAUGAGCAUAAGGUAAUCAAUAUGCUUCUGAUUCUGAUUAUUAGUGGUGGAUAUGAUUUUCCGUGCUGAUCAUUUAGAAUGGGUGAAAUGAAGCUACUCUGUGAAUGUGACCUUUUAUACGUAUGCAUAAGUUGAAUUCUUGAUUUCCCAACAUUUAUAUGCAAAAUUUGUAACAUUUUGACAGCUCAAUUCUUUCAAAUAAAACUUAUUUUGAUACCACCA
Molecule: messenger RNA, 3210 nt
Organism: Hemibagrus wyckioides
Lineage: Eukaryota; Metazoa; Chordata; Actinopteri; Siluriformes; Bagridae
Gene: erlin1
Product: ER lipid raft associated 1
Exons: 12
Coding region: 160-1203 (347 amino acids)
Biological process (GO): SREBP signaling pathway
Cellular component (GO): endoplasmic reticulum membrane; endoplasmic reticulum
Molecular function (GO): ubiquitin protein ligase binding; cholesterol binding
Source: RefSeq, a predicted model, not a curated record